UUUAUUCUGGAUCACUUGUAGAGAGUUUCUUUUAAUAGAUAUCAGAGGACUCACGUGUGCAUGUAUAAGAAUUGAUUCAGAAAUCAGAAGCUUUGCUCUAUAAUAGGUGUUUCUAUUGCAGGAUGGCUUGAGAGACUUUGGAUAGGAAUUCAUUUUGACUCUUGAAUGAUGGGUAGCAGUGAGAUGGAUACACCAGCGAAGGCAUCGAAGACUUCGACUCCGACUUCUACGCCUACAACUCAGGAGCAGCCUCCUACAACGAGUACUGCAGCAGUUUACGAUUGGUCAGGAUUUCAGGCAUAUCCCCAUAUUCCUCCACAUGGGUUCUUUCAUUCUUCAGUGGGUUCGAGUCCUCAAGUUCACCCGUACAUGUGGGGAGCUCAGCAUCUCAUGCCUCCAUAUGGGACACCACCGCCUCCAUAUGUUGCAAUGUAUCCGCAUGGUGGGAUGUAUGCCCAUCCAACUCUCCCUCCGGGAUCUCAUCCAUUCAGUCCUUAUGCUAUGCCUUCUCCGAAUGGAAAUGCUGAAGCUUCUGGAACUGUUCCUAGUGGUGCGGAAGUGGAUGGUAAGUCAUCAGAUGGUAAGGAAAGAAGUCCCUUCAAGAGGUCAAAAGAAAGUUUAGGCAGUUUGAAUAUGCUUACAGGAAAGAAUAGUGAGGUGUCUAAAACAUCGGGAGCAUCUGCUAAUGGAGUUUUUUCCCAAAGUGCUGAGAGUGGAAGUGAAGGCUCAAGUGAAGGAAGUGAUGCCAAUUCUCAGAAUGAUUCACAACAUAAAGCAGGCAGUGGCCAAGAUUCCUUGGGUGCUGAAGCAUCCCGGAAUGGCAAUGCUGUGCGUGGUCCUCAGAAUGGAGCAUCUUGUACUGCACCAAAUACAAUGUUAAACCAGACAAUGGCGAUCAUGCCAAUGCAUGCAGCUGCUGCUCCUGGAGGCAUAGCCGGUCCAACUACAAACUUAAAUAUUGGGAUGGACUAUUGGGGUGCUCCUGCUACAUCAUCUAUCCCUGCCCUGCGUGGGAAGGUCCCUUCUACUCCAGUUUCAGGAACAGUGGUCUCCAGUGGUGCAGUUGGAUCUCGUGACAGUGUGUCUACAGAGCUUUGGAUACAGGAUGAGAGAGAACUGAAAAGGCAGAGAAGAAAGCAGUCGAACAGGGAAUCAGCCCGUCGAUCUAGGUUGCGCAAGCAGGCAGAAUGCGAGGAGCUGGCCCAACGUGUUGAAGUUUUGAAAGAAGAGAACACCACUCUCAGAUCAGAAGUUAGUCAUGUCCGCAGCGAGUAUGAGCAGCUUCUUUCACAGAAUGCCUCCUUGAAGGAGAGAGUUGGGGUGAUCCCUGGAGAUUAUGAAGAUCCAAGAACUGGCAGGAAUGACCAACACUCUGGCAAUGAUGAUCAACAAGCUGAAAAAUCAGAACUUGUGCAAAGUGAUCAAUAAGACCAGCAGCACUGCUUUCAACCCAUUUUCCUGGAGCAUAACCUAACCCAAUAGCAGAAACCAGUUGUCAUUUACCUCAUCUUUUUGAAAAUUCAUUGUAGGUGACCUUUCCAAUCUUAGGGAUCUGUUUAUACUAUAAUCAUAAAAUCCCUCAUUGUUGGUUCAGAAUAUCUUUUAUAGUUGAAGCCCUAGAAGGACACGUAGAGGUUGGGAACUGGGAACCUUGUAUUACCUUUUUGUGUUAGAGGAAGGGUAGCAGGUAGUUUAUCUUAUCUACCUUCAUGUAUUUUAUGGUUGAUGUAAUGUGUAAUUCAGGAGACAUUUAAUAAACAACAAUAUGCUGUACUCUGUGGAGCUUUAUA
Molecule: messenger RNA, 1790 nt
Organism: Telopea speciosissima
Lineage: Eukaryota; Viridiplantae; Streptophyta; Magnoliopsida; Proteales; Proteaceae
Product: bZIP transcription factor 1-B-like
Exons: 12
Coding region: 166-1428 (420 amino acids)
Biological process (GO): regulation of DNA-templated transcription
Cellular component (GO): nucleus
Molecular function (GO): sequence-specific DNA binding; DNA-binding transcription factor activity
Source: RefSeq, a predicted model, not a curated record